Entrophospora sp. SA101 is the source of this 251-nucleotide messenger RNA. The record is from the annotation of a GenBank genome assembly. Lineage: Eukaryota; Fungi; Glomeromycota; Glomeromycetes; Entrophosporales; Entrophosporaceae.
CUGUGACUGCUGAAGAAUACCCAAAAGAACUUCUACAACGUUCUUUAUCAGCACCACCAAUGCUAGAGAAAAAUGAUGAUGAUAAAUCUAUCACCAAUGUUAGCAUCAACUCUACCACCACUAACAACACCAAUACUGAAUUUUCCAUAAAUCCUGCUGAUACAGGUGGAAUAUAUCAUGGAUGGUUUCCUACAUUACAACGUACAUUAUAUGUACUUUCAAAGCUUUAUCAAUGUGUUAAUGUAAGUUGA